AGCCCGGCCAAUCGCCGCCAGGGAGCGGUUGCCUGGGUGCCGGUGCUGGAGCAGGGAGCGGCGGAAAGUCGCUAUUGCUGUCCGCGGCCGAGCGACCCCUCCCCGUUGUGUGUGCGCCGCCGGGCCCAGCUGCCGCCGCCGCCAUGUCGUCGCCGUCGUCGUCCGGGGAGCAGUACGAGGAGGAGGAGGAUGGCGCCUACGAGAGCCAGGCCAAGCGCCUCAAGCCCAGCGCCGCCGCCGAGGAGGGCGAGAUCGAGUACGGCGGCGCCGAGGAAGGCGAGAGCCGCCGGGAGAAAGCAGCGGGCCCCCGCGGAGGGGGCUUCUCGGGCGGGGAUGUGGGUGGAAGUCAUCACAAAGUGUCUAUUUCUCCUGUCGUCCAUGUCCGAGGACUCUGCGAAUCAGUUGUAGAAGCGGACCUUGUGGAGGCUCUUGAAAAAUUUGGAACCAUAUGCUAUGUCAUGAUGAUGCCAUUUAAACGCCAGGCUUUGGUGGAAUUUGAAAACAUAGAAAGUGCCAAGAAGUGUGUGACAUUUGCCGCAGAUGAGCCAGUGUAUAUUGCUGGACAACAAGCUUUUUUCAACUAUUCUACAAGCAAAAGGAUCACUCGGCCAGGGAACACAGAUGAUCCAUCAGGUGGAAACAAAGUUCUCCUAUUAUCAAUUCAAAAUCCUCUCUACCCAAUUACAGUGGAUGUCUUGUAUACUGUGUGCAACCCUGUUGGGAAAGUGCAACGUAUUGUUAUAUUCAAGAGAAAUGGAAUACAAGCAAUGGUUGAAUUUGAAUCAGUUCUCUGUGCUCAGAAGGCUAAAGCAGCACUCAAUGGAGCAGAUAUAUAUGCAGGAUGCUGUACACUAAAAAUUGAAUAUGCAAGGCCAACUCGACUUAAUGUCAUUAGAAACGACAAUGAUAGUUGGGACUACACUAAACCGUAUCUGGGCAGACGAGACAGAGGGAAGGGCCGCCAGAGGCAAGCCAUUCUGGGAGAACACCCUUCAUCAUUUAGACAUGAUGGCUAUGGAUCACAUGGUCCUUUGUUACCCUUACCAAGCCGGUACCGAAUGGGGUCUCGGGAUACUCCAGAGCUUGUUGCUUACCCACUACCCCAGGCUUCCUCCUCUUACAUGCAUGGUGGAAAUCCUUCUGGCUCAGUUGUCAUGGUUAGUGGGUUGCAUCAACUAAAGAUGAACUGUUCGAGGGUCUUCAACCUGUUCUGCUUGUACGGAAAUAUUGAAAAGGUAAAAUUUAUGAAGACUAUUCCAGGCACAGCAUUGGUAGAAAUGGGUGAUGAGUAUGCUGUAGAAAGAGCUGUCACACAUCUCAACAAUGUCAAGUUAUUUGGGAAGAGGCUUAAUGUCUGUGUGUCCAAGCAGCACUCAGUAGUGCCCAGUCAAAUAUUUGAGCUGGAGGAUGGUACAAGUAGUUACAAGGAUUUUGCUAUGAGCAAGAAUAAUCGCUUUACCAGUGCUGGCCAAGCAUCCAAGAAUAUAAUCCAGCCACCCUCUUGCGUGCUACAUUAUUAUAAUGUACCCCUGUGUGUGACUGAAGAAACCUUCGUAAAGUUGUGUGAUGACCAUGAAGUUCUCACUUUCAUCAAAUAUAAAGUGUUUGAUCCAAAACCUUCUGCCAAAACACUCUCUGGUCUGCUGGAAUGGGAAUGCAAGACAGAUGCAGUGGAGGCCCUCACUGUACUUAAUCACUACCAGAUAAGAGUCCCAAAUGGCUCUAAUCCUUAUACCUUGAAGCUUUGCUUCUCUACUUCAUCCCAUUUAUAGAGAGAAGAAGAAAGCAUGUUAGGUGCUACAUUCACCUAGAUUUGCAAGUUUGAAACUACAUUUCAUUCAGAAGCUCUGAAGUUGUUGCUCUAAUGUUGCCUCAUCUCCACUUAAUUCUAAGAUCUCCUAUCUUGUUUUAAAAUAAAUGGCUGUUUCUUCAUAAAUACAGAAUAAACCUUCUCUCUUUGCUUCUGAA
This is a messenger RNA of Gopherus evgoodei (Goodes thornscrub tortoise), 1968 nucleotides long. RefSeq names its product heterogeneous nuclear ribonucleoprotein L like (gene HNRNPLL). Gene Ontology annotation, cellular component: nucleus. The coding region runs from base 144 to 1772 and encodes 542 amino acids. NCBI's taxonomy places the organism in Eukaryota, Metazoa, Chordata, Testudines, Testudinidae. Gene Ontology annotation, molecular function: mRNA binding. Gene Ontology annotation, biological process: regulation of RNA splicing; mRNA processing. The transcript is spliced from 13 exons. The record is from RefSeq and is a predicted model, not a curated record.